This is a messenger RNA of Thamnophis sirtalis, 1058 nucleotides long. The record is from RefSeq and is a predicted model, not a curated record. Lineage: Eukaryota; Metazoa; Chordata; Lepidosauria; Squamata; Natricidae.
GCUAUAACAGUACGAAAUUCCAUGGCCAAAUCAUUGUACAGUGCGCUGUUUGAUUGGAUCGUUUUUAGAAUUAACCAUGCACUUUUGAAUACCAAGGACUUAGAAGAAAGCACCAAGACUUUGUCCAUUGGAGUACUUGAUAUUUUUGGUUUUGAAGAUUAUGAAAGUAAUAGCUUUGAACAAUUUUGCAUUAAUUUUGCAAAUGAACGUUUACAGCACUAUUUUAACCAACAUAUCUUUAAACUGGAGCAAGAGGAAUACAGACUAGAAGGCAUCAGCUGGCAUAACAUAGACUAUAUCGACAACUCUGGCUGUAUAAACCUCAUCAGUAAAAAGCCCACGGGUUUGCUCCAUCUACUGGAUGAAGAAAGCAAUUUCCCACAAGCAAACAAUCAGACGUUACUAGACAAGUUUAAGCGUCAGCAUGAAGGGAAUCUCUACAUAGAAUUUCCUGCUGUAAUGGAACCUGCUUUUAUCAUAAAACACUAUGCCGGGAAAGUUAAAUAUGGUGUGAAGGACUUCCGGGAGAAAAAUACAGAUCAUAUGCGACCUGACAUUGUUGCUCUCCUUAGGAGCAGCAAGAGUGCCUUUAUCUGUGGAAUGAUAGGGAUUGAUCCCGUUUCGGUGUUUCGCUGGGCGGUCCUGAGAGCGUUCUUCAGAGCUGUGGUUGCCUUUAGAGCUGCUGGGCAGAACUACAUUGAGAAGAAAACUGGUUGUGCCUUGAUAGCUAAAGGGCAUGAUGAUGCUGUUUUGAAAAAUGUGGAUAGUUUUAGCUUUCUCCAUCACCCAGUUCAUCAGAGGAGCUUAGAGAUCCUACAGAGAUGCAAGGAGGAGAAGUACAGUAUUGCUCGGAAACGGCCGAGAACGCCCCUUUCUGACCUGCAGGGAGUUAACACGAUUAACGAGAAAAGCCAGCGCGAUGCCUACGGCGUGUGGAAUAGCAAGAUGGGCCUCCGACAGAGCCGACUCUCCAGCCCCAGCAGUUUCCUUGACAAAGACGGGAUAUUUGUGAAUUCAACUAGCAGCAAGCUUUUGGAGCGUGCUCACGGCAUUCUCAU